Molecule: messenger RNA, 1346 nt
Organism: Macadamia integrifolia
Lineage: Eukaryota; Viridiplantae; Streptophyta; Magnoliopsida; Proteales; Proteaceae
Product: serine/threonine-protein kinase SAPK6-like
Exons: 3
Coding region: 620-886 (88 amino acids)
Biological process (GO): intracellular signal transduction; protein phosphorylation
Molecular function (GO): ATP binding; protein serine/threonine kinase activity
Source: RefSeq, a predicted model, not a curated record
GUGAUUCGUUGGUGAAUAGAAAUUCUGGCAAUUCAAAGGGUUUAUGCUCAUCAGAAGUGGUUUCUUCUCUAAUGUCGUAAUUAUCUCGUCUGCGGCAGAAAUCCAAAUGAAGCUCCUUCACGUUGUUCUACUUCCUCUUCAUCAAUUCCUUUCUUCCUUUGCACAUUCUUUCACUUUCCAGUUUCCAUUGAUACAAAGGUUCCAGCUUUUAUCCAGAAGAGCUCCUCGAACCAAAUGAAUUAAGGUUCAGAAGGUCAAGAAUCCGCGUUUUGUCUCUCUUUUAUUCUCCUUGCAUAACGGCGAUUUUGGAGAUCGGAACUCAGAACAACAAAAAAUAAUUAAUGGAAAACCCAUUGGAUGCAAGCUAGAGAUGGGAUCUUAAAAACCCAAUUUUUUUUUUCGUUUUUCUAAUGGUUGUCUCACGUGUCCUCCUUUAAAUACCCCAACUGUCGACUUCGGUUUCGUCUUCGAUUCUUCUCUGUUAGUCUCUCCUGUUUCUGAGCUUUGGAAUUGUGAAAGGAAGCAUGAAGAGUGGCUGAAACUUGAAAGUAGCUGCUGAAUUGAAGAUCUUGAUUGGUGGGUUAACAGAAGUUUGAGGAAUUAAGAGGAGAGGGAAAAGAUGGAUAAGUACGAGCUUAUGAGAGAUAUUGGGUCUGGGAAUUUUGGUGUGGCGAGGCUUAUGAGGAACAAGGAAACCAGAGAGCUUGUCGCCAUGAAAUACAUCGAGCGUGGAUACAAGAUCGACGAGAAUGUGGCGAGAGAGAUCAUAAACCACAGAUCGCUUCGACACCCGAACAUAAUUCGAUUCAAGAAGGUUGUCUUGACACCGACCCAUCUCACCAUCAUCAUGGAAUAUGCCGCAGGUGGAGAGCUCUUCAUCGAUUAACAAAUCCGAUGUUCAACGAGAUGUAAUAUCUUCCAACGAGAUGAACCACCUCCGAUUGUCAAAAUCUUCGAUUUCAGAGUUAAGAAACCAUGGAGGAAUGAAGAGUAGAAGUUUAUAGUAUAUACCCUCCAUCGAUAAUAAGUUGGGGGCAAAUUCGUCAUCUCCUAUAGACUAAGGAUAUUUUGGGGUUUAUGAAAAAAAUGUAACCAUGGAAGAAUGAAGAGUAGAAGUUUGGAGUGUAAACCCUCCAUCAAUAAUAAGUUGGGGGUAAAUUCGUCAUCUCCUAUAGACUAAGGAUAUUUUAAGAUUUAUGAAAAAAAUGUAAUACACUUAACAGGGGUGUAAUUUCAAACUUCGUAGGGGAAGGUUAUGUAAUACUUUGGAGGGGAGAGUAAUUUCUUCUUAUUUAAUUACAUGCAAUAAUAAUUACAAUUUUUCUUUUUUUCAUUUAAAAAUUCAA